This is a messenger RNA of Olea europaea var. sylvestris, 866 nucleotides long. RefSeq lists its product as uncharacterized. Gene Ontology annotation, biological process: intracellular monoatomic cation homeostasis. Gene Ontology annotation, cellular component: mitochondrial inner membrane. The transcript has 3 exons. Lineage: Eukaryota; Viridiplantae; Streptophyta; Magnoliopsida; Lamiales; Oleaceae. The record is from RefSeq and is a predicted model, not a curated record. Bases 165 to 851 code for a protein of 228 amino acids.
UUCACCACGUCUACCGAUAGAAACCCCUCGCUGCCACGUCAGUCUCCCCAUUGUCCCAUCACUAUUACAUUUUUUUCCCGUUCAGAGUUCUUUUUUUUUAUUUGUUUCCGGAUACAUUUUGCUAAAAUUUCCGCAAAAGUUUUCUGCCGAAAAAUCUCUCAUCCAUGUCACUUAAGCUGCACCAUCAGAAUCUCGUCUCCGGCAGCUCUUCCAGCUCAUUGGUUGCAGUUAAACCAAUCAAAACUUAUUUCUUUAAUAGAAGGGUGGUUGGCUUAGAUCACCUGCUGUUCAACCGUUGUUAUACAAGGAGGAAAAGUCGUGUAAGGCUUUCCCUUUCAGAGAGCAGUGAACUGAGUUUUAUCCACAGAUUGCCUCUGUUUAAGAAACAAUCCAUUUGUAAAUUAACAAGGACACAUCAUCUACUGCCUCUAGCUUCUGCUGAUGACAGCAUCACAGUUAAUGGGAGUUCCCAAGCAAGAACAGACGAUAAUGUUGAGCAAAUAAGAUUCAAACUAAAUAAGUCUUUGCAGGAUGAAGACUACAAUACUGGUCUUAUCCAGUCGUUACAUGAUUCUGCAAGAGUAUUUGAGUUGGCAAUUAAACAACACAAGUCUUUCUCAAAGAUUUCCUGGUUCUCAACUGUCUGGCUUGGUGUGGACAAAGCUGCUUGGGUUAAGGCACUAUCUUAUCAGGCAUCUAUUUAUUCCCUACUGCAAGCAGCAAGUGAGAUUUCAUCUCGAGGAGAUGGAAGAGAUAGAGAUAUCAACGUCUUUGUGCAGAAAAGGUAUAAAAAACAUUUCACUAUAGAGACUAAUAGCUUCAAUAGAAGCAUUAAAUAUGUUCAUUCCUAACACCUAAAAUAUACG